UGGCAACAGCUGAGUGGUUGGCAGAAAGCAGAGGUCUUCCAGAGCUCUGAAUUGUAACGAGAUUCAGCCUCGCGGGUUCACGAGGCGUGAGCCGUUCACUGGGAAUUUGGUUCUUCUGGUCUUGUGGAGCAAAGUUGGCUCAACUCACCUCAUUUCACACAUUAACUGUUGUGUUUGCGUAGAAGAGAGACAUUCUCAUUCUGCAGGCGGUCUCCACUACCUCACGGAAGAAAAAUGCUUCACUUCCCGUGGAAAAACAGCCAAGUCGACUUGGUUGCUUGGAUUAGAGAUGCAGACGCCACAGCGCGGGGCCCCCAACCUCCUGCUCAUCCUUCUGUGCCCCGUCUUGCUGGCCGUGGUCCUGGCUGCUGUGGAGAGCCAAGCACUCUAUGAACUUGAGAAGGAGCCAGCGUACUGGGAUGCUCAAGCGAGGGCGACACUGGAUGCUGCGCUGAAACUCCACCCUAGGAAUCACCGGGCCAAGAACAUCAUCCUCUUCCUCGGCGACGGGAUGGGUGUGUCCACAGUGUCAGCAGCUCGGAUCCUCCGAGGUCAGAUGGAGGGUGCAUCGGGAGAGGAGACAGUGCUGGCCAUGGACACCUUCCCAUAUGUGGCCCUGUCUAAGACCUACAGUGUGGACAAGCAGGUAGCAGACAGCGCUAGCACGGCUACAGCCUACCACUGUGGGGUGAAGGCCAAUGCUAAAACAGUAGGGCUCAGUGCUAACGCAGUGGCUUACGAGUGUAACACCACCUUUGGUAACGAGGUCUACUCAGUAUUACGACGCGCAAAGGCACAAGGUAAAUCAGUUGGUAUAGUGACAACCACGCGUGUCCAGCAUGCUUCCCCAGCUGCUGCCUAUGCACACUCUGUCAGCCGCAGUUGGUACAGCGACGCAGAUCUGCCUUCUAGUGCCCGUCGACAGGGCUGCGUCGACAUUGCCACCCAAAUGGUCACCAAUGUUGACAUAGAUGUGAUUCUGGGAGGAGGAAGGAUGUACAUGACACCAAAAGGCACCCCAGACCCAGAGUACCCUACCUCCAACUCUCGCAAGGGGGACCGCAAAGACAGGAGGAACCUCAUUGACGUGUGGCUGAACGCUAAGCCGAACAAGAGGUCACACUAUGUUUGGCACAGGAAGGAGUUUGAUGAGAUUAAUCCUAAAACGACUGACCGGCUCAUGGGUCUGUUUGAGCCAAAGGACAUGAGAUUUGAGGUUUUCCGGAACAGCACACGAGACCCCUCCAUUGUGGAGAUGACAGAGAAGGCCAUACAAAUCCUCAGCAAGAAUCCCAAAGGAUACUUCCUGUUUGUGGAAGGAGGGAGAAUUGAUCAUGGUCAUCAUGACGGCAUUGCAAAGCUGGCCCUGACGGAGGCUGUGAUGUUUGAUCAAGCCAUUCAGCGCGCUGCACAGCUAACCAGAGAAUCUGACACACUGACUGUGGUCACUGCUGACCACUCCCACGUCUUCACCUUUGGUGGUAACACACCUCGAGGGAAUCCCAUCUUUGGUCUGGCACCAAAGAAAGCCGAUGACAAAAUGCCUUUCACCAGCAUCCUGUAUGCCAACGGCCCCGGUUACGUCCAUAUAAAUGGAACCAGGGGAAACAUCACAAUGGUGGAUUACUACGAUGAGGAGUACAUGCAGCAGGCUGCCGUCCCACUGGACGCUGAGACGCACGGCGGAGAGGAUGUCGCCAUCUACGCCAAAGGCCCAAUGGCGCACCUGUUCCAUGGGGUAAAAGAGCAGAACUACGUUGCACACGUCAUGGCCUACGCUGCGUGUUUGGAGCCUUACACGAACUGCCCCGCUCACCCCCACAACCACACCUCAGCUGGGUGUGUGAACACACCCUCCAGCUUCCUGUUUGGCUCACUUGGCCUCCUCUGGUUGUUCAGAUGACCCCCAAACACACACAUAUACACACACACACACACACACACACACACACACACACACAUCAAGACACACCCUCACACAAAUACAUUGCAUGCAUGCAGCAAUACAGACACGUAAUGCACUAAACAUUCAUACAAGCACACACGUUCACUGUAUGCACACAGGCUGGCAAGUCAGAAUGCAGGGAUAAACAUAUACGGCACUGUAUGUGAUAACUGAGAAAUACUCACAUGCUCACUGAUCACUCAGUGCACAUUCACACGCACAUGUAAUCUACCAUGCAUGCAUAAUGCAGGCUUAAACAUGUAGUAAGUGCAUACCAACAAACAGGCAGGCAUUGCAGGCUAGAACACAUGCAAAGAUCAUGAAAACAAUAUGCAAAGAUUAACAUUACUUCACAUGCAAACAGUUCUUAAAUAAACACUCCAUACAAGUGUUUCCACUGCAGAACCAUCAGCACUACUUCCAAGCUGUACUUGCAACAUGACUACUAACUUGCACUAACUAGUUGUUUCAUUAGUUAGUUAGAUUUUUCUCAUCUUCUUAUUUUUCAAGUUAAAUACAGUCUCAGCUAGCAUGAUCUGCUUGCUCAGAGCUUUCCAACACACUUGCAAGGAGCUGUAAUUUACCAUUUACACAUUAAUUUGAGGCUUUACCCAGAAUAACUUGAAACAGGCACACAGACCGAGGGCUCACAGUUCAGCUUGUGGACACUUAAAUAAGACACACAGCUGUUGAUGUUCAUGGAAUAUAUUAUAAUUUGACAGUAAGAGAAACCUGAACUACGAGCCAUCAUGCCAUGCCAAGCUGCAACACCAACAGACCUUACAAGAACUCAUCAAGAUACUGUACCUCUUUUAGGAGUGGAAAACAUUUAGCUUUUACAUUUUUUUAAGUUUGUAUCUUGACCUCACUGGUUCCAAAUAGUAAAUCUGUUUUCUGUCAGAUUGUCUGUUACUUAAUACAGUAUACUGUAUAAUCUAUUUGGAUUUUAAAUGAAUGUAUUUUGUAAGCAAAUAUUGUCAAUGUAUUUUUAUAUUGUGUUUUUGCAAGGAUAAAAUUCACCUUUUCUUGAUAA
This is a messenger RNA of Lates calcarifer (barramundi perch), 2978 nucleotides long. RefSeq names its product alkaline phosphatase, intestinal, tandem duplicate 1 (gene alpi.1). NCBI's taxonomy places the organism in Eukaryota, Metazoa, Chordata, Actinopteri, Centropomidae. The record is from RefSeq and is a predicted model, not a curated record. Gene Ontology annotation, cellular component: plasma membrane. Gene Ontology annotation, biological process: dephosphorylation. Gene Ontology annotation, molecular function: alkaline phosphatase activity.